UAACUCUUUCAGUACGGCGCCAUAGGCCAUCAGACACGGGUGUCCGAUGACUUCAAAUCUCCCGCAAAAAAUAAAAGCAGCGCUUUACAGACAAGUAGCGCCAUCUGGCAUACUCUUUGAAAACUCCUCUUACAGUUCCAGCUUGGUUUGUUUACAUUUCGCGCCCCGCCGUGCCGCGGAAGACGACACUUGAACCGAAAGUGGUUUCGAGUUGCGUGCGAGAAUGGCGUCCCGUCCGCGCCGCGCUCCUCGAAAGCAGACUCCUGCAGCAAGUAUUUCGGCCGCUUCUUCUGCUGAUUUUUCUGACCUAAGCAGUAGUGAUGGCUCAAGCAACGAUGCGGGAUCGUCAGAUUUUAGCUCCGACGACGACACUUCCGCGCAGGGGCCUCAAACUUCGACAAGCGCUUGCAGGGCCUCAACAACAUAUGGCCGAGAUACUUUGCCGAAUGCAUCGCGCCGUGUCAAGUUUUUGCCAACGAGACAACCAGGUGCCUAUGUUGGAGCAGUCAUGCGGAGCGACGCGCGUCGGUUCUGUAGAGCGCUGGACUUUUUUCUUUUGUUCUUCACGACUGAAGUAAUCAAGACGGUGUGCGAGAACACAAAUAAGUACGCCUGGAUGAACAUUUUGGGGAAACAAACCUAUUCUCGCCGUGACGGCUCCUGGGAGGAAGUCACUCCACUGGAGAUGCUGCGACUAAUUGGACUCAUCAUUUACAUGGGCCUUGUUGAAGUGCCGCGACUGCACUUAUACUGGCGGACCACAGGAACAUUCAGUGGCCUGCUGCCACCAACUGUUAUGCGACGAGACCGAUUUUUCGCGCUGCUUGCCUUUCCGAGUGUAGGAGACCCAGAAGACGCAGCGGCGGCAGCAUCUGAUGGAAAGACAUGGAGGGUGUCGUGGCUGCUGAGGCACAUAAAUGAGCAAUCAGUAAAUUUCUUCCAGCCACAGCGCGACCUCUCCGUUGAUGAACGCAUGGUCAAAUCUAAAGCCCGAUCAGGAAUCAGGCAAUACAUUAGGGACAAGGUGACUAAAUUUGGCUAUAAACUCUGGGUACUGGCAGAUUCGAAAACCGGAUACACACUUCAAUUCUUCGUGUACACUGGUAAGCGUGAGGCACCGGGGCCUCAUGGCUUAGCCUUUGACGUAGUGAACAGGCUUUGUACACAGUACCUUGAUCAGGGAUACAAAAUUUAUAUGGAUAAUUUUUACACAUCAGCGAAACUUUUUGAACAUCUGAUUCAGCGCAAGACACUUGCAUGCGGGACAACUCGCAAGGACCGUCGCUGCUUUCCAGCUGAAUUGAAAGAUACUGCAUGGGAAAAACGGGCACAGCGUGGAGACAUUCGAUGGAUUCGGAAGGGUAGCAUCCUCUACAUGCAGUGGAAAGACCGCCGAGCUGUGAACUUGAUGAGUACAAUGCACACGGCAAACCAGCACGUGCCGGCCAAAAGAAGAGAGCGAAGGGGGGGCCAAUGGGCUCUGAAAGUAAUCAAAAAGCCGCUCCUUGUCCACGAAUACAAUGCUGGGAUGUUAGGUGUGGACAAAUCGGACCAAAUCAUUGGCACUUACAACGUCCUCAGAAAAUGCGUGCGAUGGUGGAAAACUCUCUUUUUUCACUCUAUUGACAUCGCGUGCGUGAACAGCUUCAUUCUUUUUCAAGAGCACAGAAAAAACAACCCAGAAGUCCCAGAACUUUCCAGAAGCAUUUAUUUUGAUCAAUUGGCCUUUAGAGAAGAACUAAUUCAUCAGAUAUUUGAUUAUGACGAAGUCGCACAAGGACACGCCCCCAUCUCACCCCCCUUCGCACCCUUGGACCCUGUUCGGCACCAGCCAAAAAGAAUGGAUAAAAGGAGAAACUGUAAGAUAUGCUACGAGAAAACAAAGACACAAAAUAGAACAAGUGUCUAUUGCUCCACCUGCAAAGUUUAUCUUUGUUUCGUGCCCUCGCGCGACUGCUUUGCCGAGUGGCACAGCCGUCAAGGCCGCUAGAUUGACGAGCAUCCAAAAAUGCAGUACUUGGAGCACCGGAUUGAUAUAUAUACUAACCGAUAGCUGAAGGAAUAGGGAACAAUUUGUAUAUUUCAGAAUUUCAAAAAUAAUUUUCUGGUUAAGCAUACUCGCUGACUUUUUUGUGUUUGUACUUUUUUUGUGCAUGUUUUUCUUUAAUUGACAAAUAAACUUUCAAUUACUGUAA
Rhipicephalus sanguineus (brown dog tick) is the source of this 2195-nucleotide messenger RNA. Its product is annotated as piggyBac transposable element-derived protein 4-like. Lineage: Eukaryota; Metazoa; Arthropoda; Arachnida; Ixodida; Ixodidae. The record is from RefSeq and is a predicted model, not a curated record. The transcript is spliced from 2 exons. Bases 224 to 1990 code for a protein of 588 amino acids.